This is a messenger RNA of Punica granatum (pomegranate), 1540 nucleotides long. Lineage: Eukaryota; Viridiplantae; Streptophyta; Magnoliopsida; Myrtales; Lythraceae. The record is from RefSeq and is a predicted model, not a curated record.
ACAAAUAUUCAAGUUCAAUCAAUAGGAAGAGAAGAGGUAAAGAAAGAAAAGGAAAGGAGAAGGGAAGAACAUAUGGAUAGAGAAGGAACAUCACAAAAUGAUCAGGAAAAGGCUCACAUUCUAGUGGUAACAUAUCCGGUGCAGGGUCACAUCAACCCGCUCCUCCAAUUCUCAAAGCACUUAGCUUCGAAGGGCCUCAAGGUCACUCUCAUCAUCCCUUCCUCCACCACCAGAUUCUCCGCCGAAGCCACGCCAAGCUCGAUCUCAGUGGCGUACAUCCCUGACCGGUAUGAGGAGGAUGACCCUACACUGAGCGUCGAUGAAAAACUGAAGCGGUUUGAUGCUGUUGUCCCCCAAACCUUAGCAGAGUUCAUCAGGGAACAGAUAGACUCCAAGUUCCCACCAAAGGUCCUGGUGUACGAUUCAGCCAUGGUUUGGGCCUUGGAUGUAGCCCGCGAGCAUGGGCUGCACGGGGCCCCAUUCUUCACCCACUCAUGCAUGGUUAGUGCCAUAUACUACCUGGUGCAUCAUGGCCGGCUUGCAACUCCGGUGCAGGGCCCAUUCAGCUUGAUUCCAUCGGCACCUCCACUAGAAGCAAGUGAUCUCCCUUCAGGGGUUACUACUGAAUACGAACCAUCCCCGAAAUUGAUGUCAAUGGUCAUUAACCAGUUCUUGAACUUGGACAGAGCCAAGUGGAUCCUGGUCAAUACUUUCUUCGAGCUCGAAGAAGAGGUAGUAAAGUGGAUGAGGAUUCAAUGUCCAAUCAUGACUAUUGGGCCAACCAUCCCAUCAUCCUACUUGGAUGGGAGACUGGAAGAUGACAAAGAGUAUGGACUCAGCAUCUUCCAGCCCGAAAUGGAAUCUUGCAUGGAGUGGCUUGACUCCAAGGAGACCAAUUCAGUCAUCUACGUAUCCUUUGGGAGCUUAGCUUCUCUUGGAGAAGAGCAAAUGGAGGAACUAUCAUGGGGGCUCAAGAACAGCAACAUUCGUUUCCUGUGGGUGGUGAGAGAAUCGGAGAAAAUGAAGCUCCCUCCUGGCUUCUUAGAUGAGAUCACAACAUCGGACAUGGGAUUGGUCGUGGCUUGGUGCUCACAGCCUCAAGUGCUAUCCCAUAGAGCAGUCAGUUGCUUCUUGACGCACUGCGGGUGGAACUCGACACUGGAGGGCCUGAGCCUGGGGCUGCCAUUGGUGGCGAUGUCUCAGAGGAUGGACCAGCCAACAAAUGCCAAAUUCAUCGAGGACGUGUGGAAGGUCGGGCUUCGGGUCAGGACCAGCGAGAAGGGCAUUGCAAGUAGGGAAGCGAUUAAGGCCUGUGUUAGGGAGGUGAUGGUAGGGAAAAAAGGCAAAGAGAUCAGGAAGAAUUGUUUGAGGUGGAAAGAGUUGGCCAAACAGGCAGUGGGCGAUGGAGGAAGUUCGGAUAAGAACAUCAAUGAGCUUGUUACUCAACUCAUUGACACAGUCACUGGUGCAGAGUAUGUCAAACCGGUGCAGAGUAUCAAAUGAUAAUGGGACAUAAACAUGAUAUCAAGGGGCUCCAUUA